AUGUCGAAGGCACUUGGGACUUUCCGAGCCGUCUACCUCGUAGCACUUUGCUGCGUAGGCUCCUUCCUCUUUGCAUACGACACCGGUAUUAUUGGUGGGAUCCUCACCUUCGAAGGGUUUCAAACCGACUUUCGAUACGGCCCAUCGCAGAAGGCCAAUGUCGGCUCUAACUCUACGAGCUUGCUGCAGGCAGGUGCAUUCUUCUCCUGCUUCUUCAUCUGGCCCUUCACCGCAAAGUAUGGCCGAAGAUGGUCCAUCAUCCUCGCCUCGACAAUCUUCUGCAUCGGCGCCGUGGUCCAAACAAUCAACACCCACUCCCUGGCGGCGUUCUACGUAGCUCGAGUCAUCAGCGGUGUGGGCGUCGGCAUGGCCACCGUUGUCAUUCCCAUGUACUCGGCCGAGAUGGCGCCCAAGAACAUUCGAGGCAUGCUCGGUAGCAUGUUCCAGUUCUUCUUCACAAUGGGCGUCAUGACAAGUUACUGGAUCGACUAUGGGGUUAGCAAGCACCUCAAACCUUCGACGAAGCAAUGGCAAAUUCCCGUCGGACUCCAACUUGUCCCUGGUGCGAUUCUGGGCCUGGGCAUGUUGCUGUGCAAGGAGAGUGCGAGAUGGUUGGCCAAGACUGGCAGGAGGGAUGAAGCUCUGCAAUCCCUUAUGUGGGUUCGUGGUGGCGAGAACACGCCCGAGGUUCAGCAAGAGUUCGCUGAGAUCAUCGCCACCAUCGAGGAGGAGGAAAGCCAGAAGGAGGGUUUGACAUGGAGGGAGCUGGUUCAGCCCACCAACCGUUACCGUAUUCUCCUGAUUGUUGCUCUACAGAUUGGUGUCCAGCUCACCGGCAAUACCUCCUUGGCCUACUAUGCACCUCAAGUCUUUGCCGCAGUCGGCGCCGGCCAAGACAACCUCCUGAUCACCGGCUUCUUCGGCGUCGUAAAAGUAGUUUCAUGUCUCUUUUACCUGCUCUUCCUCGUCGAGCGCAUGGGUCGUCGAGGCUCACUCCUGGCUGGGGCUUUCCUCAUGGGAGCUUACAUGCUCAUCAUCGCAUGUCUGACAGCCACCAACCCACCAAAGUCGGUUGACCAGGGUCUCACCUCCACCGCAAUCGCGUCCAUGACGAUGAUCUAUCUAGAAGCUAUGUCUUACAACAUUUCGUGGGGCCCAGCGCCUUGGGUUUACAUGGGCGAGAUAUUCCCAUCCCGCAUCCGCGAAGCAGGCAUCGCCAUCGGAACAUCCACGCAAUGGCUGUUCAACUUCGUCUUCUCGCAAGCCACGCCACAUGCCGUCCAGAACCUCGGCUGGAAGACCUUCCUCAUGUUCUGCAUUUUCAACUGGGCUCUGGUCGUCUUUGUCUGGUUCUUUAUCAAGGAGACCAAGGGCAAGUCUCUCGAGGAGAUGGAAGCCUUGUUUUCUGGAAAGCCUGCUGGAAAUGAUACCGAAACUUCUCUUCACAAGCAGACCCAGGAUCCGGGGGUUCGUCGUCGCAUACAGGAUCCCGAGAAAGAAUGA
Messenger RNA from Colletotrichum siamense, 1503 nucleotides. RefSeq names its product Quinate permease (gene qutD-17). Gene Ontology annotation, cellular component: membrane. The record is from RefSeq and is a predicted model, not a curated record. Gene Ontology annotation, molecular function: carbohydrate:proton symporter activity. NCBI's taxonomy places the organism in Eukaryota, Fungi, Ascomycota, Sordariomycetes, Glomerellales, Glomerellaceae. The transcript is spliced from 6 exons. Bases 1 to 1503 code for a protein of 500 amino acids. Gene Ontology annotation, biological process: transmembrane transport; carbohydrate transport.